Messenger RNA from Papaver somniferum (opium poppy), 1259 nucleotides. Its product is annotated as desiccation-related protein PCC13-62-like. The transcript is spliced from 3 exons. The record is from RefSeq and is a predicted model, not a curated record. Lineage: Eukaryota; Viridiplantae; Streptophyta; Magnoliopsida; Ranunculales; Papaveraceae. The coding region runs from base 88 to 1050 and encodes 320 amino acids.
AAUACAAGUUUUACGAACUCAAUCACUAUAAAUUUGAGUACUCAAGGAAGAAGAAUUAUAUCAGCAUCCUCACUUCCUUUUAAAAAUAUGGAUACUUCACUUUCUAAUUUCUUUCUCUCGGCAGUGUUCAUGCUCAUGUUUUCGGUCAUGAACUCGGUAGGUUUUACUCUAACAGUAGAACCAAUCUGUGGACCAACUCAUCCUCCGGAUGCGGUUGCAAUUUACCCCGACGACGUCCAUUUGCUGCGGUUUUCUUUGAAUCUCGAAUACCUACUAGCUGAGUUUUACUUGUAUGGCGCACUGGGUUGUGGUCUUGAUAAAGUCGCUCCGGAAUUAGUAAUGGGCGGACCACCGCCGAUUGGAGCACAGGAAGCUAAUCUUGAUAAACUUGUUAGCCGUAUUAUCGAGGAGUUUGGAUAUCAACAAGUUGGCCAUAUAAGGGCUAUUAAAACGACAGUUGGUGGAUUCCCAAGGCCGUUGGUGGAUCUCAGUGCUAGUAUUUUUGCUAAGAUAAUGAAUAAUGCAUUUGGAUAUCCUCUGGAUCCUCCAUUUGAUCCAUAUGCGAACAGCCUGAAUUUCAUGUUGGCUGCAUACGUGAUUCCUUACUAUGGAAUUAACACUUACGUUGGUGCGAAUCCAUUCAUCAAGGGAUGGAAAACCAAAAGGUUGUUAGCAGGUUUAUUAGGAGUAGCAGCCGGGCAGGACGCUGUCAUAAGGAAGUAUCUGUACGAGAGGGCAGAUUAUAAAGUGUACCCAUAUGAUCACACUGUCGCCAAAUUUACAGAGCGUAUCUCAGCGCUGAGCAAUGCAUUAGGGAUGUGCGGCAUUAAAGAUGAAGGUAUCCGUGUGCCUCCAUACUUGGGAGCAGAGAACCGAACAACCAGCAACGUGUUGUCGGCUGACUAUAACUCCCUAUCUUACGCUCGAACACCGCGUGAAGUUUUAAGGAUUGUAUAUGCAACUGGGAGCGAACAUGUUCCCGGUGGAUUUUUCCCAAAAGGAGAAAAUGGAAAGAUUGCCAGAGAACUUCUAUACCAUUACCAAUCUUAACAGAUGAACCGAUCAAAAGACAAACAAACACAGACACAAACAAACAAAUCAUAACAGAUGUAUUCCUCGAUGAACUUCGUAUCUAUCUGCUUAUACCGAAUAAAAUGGGAAGCAAUUGAGCUGAGAACAGGAAAUAUUUCUCAUGUAGCAGCUAUAUGCAAACCCUUUGCUGUUUUCAGUCAUCCAUAUAUAUAGUGUAUUUCUGUUAA